GCAAACAAAGCUGCACAUCUGUGAAAAUGAGGUGGCACUGCCUUGAGCACUCGUGCAUUUAUGCAGCGGCAAAGUGCRGAGCUGCUGUUGUGAUCGUGGAUCCGUUUCAAACAGAUCCAUUUUAAGCAGACCCCCUGCUAUAUAAGGGGCAGCUCCACGGGUCCCUUCCGCAGAUGGAAGGAGGAAAACUCCCGACCAAGCCACACCUGAGCAACUCAGCAGCAGAAAUGGCUCCAGGCUCCUGGCUCUCUCCUCUGGCCCUUGCCGUGGUCACCGUGGCACUGCAGUGGCCGCAGCCAGCCGCCACCUUCCCGGCCGUGCCCCUGUCCAGCCUGUUUGCCAACGCCGUGCUCAGGGCUCAGCACUUGCACCUCCUGGCUGCUGAGACCUACAAGGAGUUUGAACGCAGCUACAUCCCCGAGGAGCAAAGRCACACCAACAAGAACUCCCAGGUAGCCUACUGCUACUCAGAAACCAUCCCUGCUCCCACGGGCAAGGAGGACGCCCAGCAGAAAUCGGACAUGGAGCUCCUGCGGUUUUCCCUGGUUCUCAUUCAGUCCUGGCUGGGCCCGGUGCAGUACCUGAGCAAGGUGUUCACCAACAACCUGUUUUUCGGCACCUCUGACAGGGUGUACGAGAAGCUAAAGGACCUGGAGGAAGGGAUCCAGGCUCUGAUGAGGGUAAGGCACAGCUCGGCUGUGGGAUGACAGAGAUCUGCCAGGGAGGGGGAAUCUGGAUCUCAGGGACCCCCAGACCAUGAGAAACCUCCCCACCUUCCACGGGGCAUCCUUUGGACUUUGCUUCCCAUUAGAUGACGAGAUCAGAGCCCCCCAGGGCACAGGUCCCAUCGCUGGAGGGGUGUCAGGACACAGGAGAGGGGUCACCAGCACUGCCACAACCCCUCG
Messenger RNA from Malurus melanocephalus (red-backed fairy wren), 905 nucleotides. Its product is annotated as somatotropin-like. Bases 174 to 707 code for a protein of 177 amino acids. Gene Ontology annotation, cellular component: extracellular region. The transcript is spliced from 4 exons. Lineage: Eukaryota; Metazoa; Chordata; Aves; Passeriformes; Maluridae. Gene Ontology annotation, molecular function: growth hormone receptor binding; hormone activity. Gene Ontology annotation, biological process: animal organ development; positive regulation of tyrosine phosphorylation of STAT protein; response to nutrient levels. The record is from RefSeq and is a predicted model, not a curated record.